Molecule: messenger RNA, 913 nt
Organism: Dermatophagoides pteronyssinus (European house dust mite)
Lineage: Eukaryota; Metazoa; Arthropoda; Arachnida; Sarcoptiformes; Pyroglyphidae
Biological process (GO): regulation of transcription by RNA polymerase II
Molecular function (GO): DNA-binding transcription factor activity, RNA polymerase II-specific; protein dimerization activity; RNA polymerase II cis-regulatory region sequence-specific DNA binding
Source: RefSeq, a predicted model, not a curated record
AUUUUGGGUAUUUUCUUCAUUAAAAAUUUAAAAAGAAAAUCAAUCAAUUGAAAAUAAUUUUUAUAUUGUUAUUGUUACAAGUGAAAAAAUUGUUGUUGUUGUUCUGUUCUGUUCUGUUUUAUUUUUCAGGUUUAAUUCAAACAGAUAUGGAUUCAAAAAGUCCGGUACGUAAAAUGAUUAAAACUCGGUCAUCGUCACAAUCACCUAAUGUAAAAACCGAAUCAAAUGUACUGAAAUCCACGAAUAAUAUUGCUACAUCUGUACAAUCGAAUGAUGUAACCAACAUUGUAAUACAGACAAAAUCUAAUCCACAAGUUUCGUACAGAGUGGUCAAUCUAAAUCCAUCGAAUUCAACAUUGGUACAAACUACAGCAUCGGCAACAAGUAAUCCACAAAUAUUGGUUAUGGUACCUUCAAAUCCAAACAAUAAUAAUAACAAUAAUAAUAAUAAUAAUCAAAAUUCGUUUGUAAAAAAAAGUGAAACAUUUACAACAACAAAAAAUUUAGUCGAUCAAAAACGACGAAUGACACAUCGUGAAAUUGAACGUAGACGUCGUGAUAAAAUUAACGAUUGGAUAUAUGAAUUAUCUAAAGAGGUACCUGAUUGUGCAACUGAUCGUACUAAACAAGGUCAAUCAAAAGGUGGUAUAUUGGCUAAAACUGUUAAAUAUAUUCGAGAUUUACGUGCUGAAAAUAUUUCAUUACGUUCGGAUGUUGAAAGAUUAAAAAGACGUUUAACCGAUAUUGAAGAGAAUAGAAUUCAAUACAAAGAAGAACCUAUGGUUUAAUCUGUUCAAAACAGAUUUUUUUGGGGGAUCAUCAUAUUCGAAACUAAACCAUCACACACCUGUAUGGCCUUGUGGUAUGGAUGGUUUUUUGUUUCAUUUUAUUCGCUUAAAUUCUGUCAUAUGAA